AUGGUCGCUUUUGCUCGCGCUGUGCUUCCCUCGCGGCUAUCCGCCGUUGCCCGUCACCCCGUCUCGUUAUGCCGGCGCAUCCACUCGUCUCCCUUCAGAUCAGCUGUGGCACACCCAGUCACUGCACACGGCCCUCCUCCUAAAGCCCCGGCUACCCCGUCAUCAGAGUUCAAGGACAUUUCACAAUCGAGCGAUGCAGAGCUCCCAGCCUCCGAGGGUGAAACAUCCCGAUACAACCUCACUGCGGCGCUGAAGAAGCGGUUUUGGAAGGAUGUCCAUGUGCAUGGAAAGUCAGACGAAUAUCAAGUCCUGCUUGAUAAGCGACCCGUCAGAACCCCGGCGAAAGAAGUCCUAUCUAUUCCUUCCACAAAACCUCACCUCGCCCACGCUAUUGCACUGGAGUGGGAUGUGAUGACUUCCGCCCAGCAGGCCCUCAAAAGCCACCUUAUCCCCAUGACCUCCCUCGCAGCCCGCGCCACCGAUAUCGCCCGCGAAGAUGCCGAGGGCAACAGCAUCACCAGAAAACAGAUUAUCACAACUGCCAUGCGUUACCUAGAUACCGAUACUCUACUCUGCUGGGAGCCCGAGCGACAAAGGCACGUGUUGGAACGGACAACGGACGACGGAAAGCCCAUCGAGUCUCUUCGCCAGAUUCAAACGAGAAUCGCAGGGAACGUCAUGAGCUUUUUAUCCACCAAGGUCUGGCCUGGCCUUGAAAUCAUCCCUAUCCUCGACGCCAACAGCAUCAUCCCUCUCUCCCAGCCGAAGGGUACGAAAGACAGUAUCUGUACCUGGGUUUCGGAACUGUCUGCAUAUGACCUGGCUGGUCUUGAGCGAGCAAUCCUUGCUUCCAAGAGUCUUCUCAUCGCGGUCCGCCUAGUGGUGGAAUGGAGUGAGAACUUCCGCCACGUUCAGCGACCCGAGACGAGGAAGUUCGGUAUUGAGGAGGCGGCUGAGGCGUCGAGUCUGGAGGUGACCUGGCAGACUGAUAUGUGGGGCGAGGUAGAGGAUACUCAUGAUGUUGGCAAGGAAGACUUGAAGCGACAAUUGGGUAGUGUUGUGAUCUUGGUUAGCGGGGAGACUCGAUAA
This is a messenger RNA of Penicillium verrucosum, 1089 nucleotides long. Its product is annotated as ATP synthase complex assembly protein ATP12. Lineage: Eukaryota; Fungi; Ascomycota; Eurotiomycetes; Eurotiales; Aspergillaceae. The coding region runs from base 1 to 1089 and encodes 362 amino acids. The record is from RefSeq and is a predicted model, not a curated record. Gene Ontology annotation, cellular component: mitochondrion. Gene Ontology annotation, biological process: mitochondrial proton-transporting ATP synthase complex assembly. The transcript has 2 exons.